Striga hermonthica is the source of this 3010-nucleotide messenger RNA. The record is from the annotation of a GenBank genome assembly. NCBI's taxonomy places the organism in Eukaryota, Viridiplantae, Streptophyta, Magnoliopsida, Lamiales, Orobanchaceae.
CUACUUGUUGAAUUGGGAGAUUGCUUUGCUUACUUUAAGCAUUCGUAAUUGGAGAUUUGCCAAACAGAAUGUGUGCAUAGUGCUGAAAUCACAUUCAAUUUUAUUGUUGAUGGGCAACUGCGACUCUAUUUCGUCAUCCUACGAAAGCUCAAAUAAUGGAUUUUUCCUCAUGCCACUUGUUGAAUUACUCAGAAAACAGCAUAUCUUACUACUUCAUGCUGGAGGAGACUCGAAAAGGGUCCCGUGGGCUAAUCCAAUGGGUAAAGUUUUCCUUCCACUCCCAUAUAUGGCAGCAGACGAUCCUGAUGGCCCCGUUCCGUUGCUCUUUGAUCAUAUACUCGCUAUUGCUUCUUGUGCCAGACAGGCAUUUCAAAAUGAAGGUGGAUUGUUCAUCAUGACUGGUGAUGUCCUUCCAUGUUUUGAUGCUUUCAGCAUUGUUCUUCCUGAGGAUGCAGCCUCUAUUGUUACCGUUCCUAUAACUCUUGACAUUGCUUCAAACCACGGGGUCAUUGUGGCAUCAAAAUCUGAGUUGUCAAAAGAAAAAUCUUUGGUUUCUCUUGUUGAGAAUUUGCUUCAGAAACCUAGCUUAGAGGAUCUUGUUGACCACCGAGCCAUAUUAGACGAUGGCAGAACAUUACUUGACACAGGAAUAAUAGCAGUCAAAGGUAAAGCAUGGGAGGAUCUUGUCAUGCUUGCCUGUUCCAGCCAACCAAUGAUUUCAGAACUUCUGGACAGUAAGAAAGAGAUGAGUUUAUAUGAAGAUUUGGUAGCAGCAUGGGUGCCAGCUAAGCAUGACUGGAUGAAGUCACGCCCUUUGGGCGAAGAACUAGUCAAAGCAUUGGGGAAGCAAAGAAUGUUCAGUUACUGUGCAUAUGAUCUCUUAUUCUUGCACUUUGGAACCUCGAGUGAAGUUCUGGACCACCUCAAUGGAUCUGGUUCCGUACUUGUCGGAAGGCGGCAUCUCUGUUCAAUUCCAGCAACCACAGUGUCUGAUAUUGCUGCCUCGGCUAUAAUUAUUUCUAGCACAGUGUCCCCCGGCGUCUCUAUUGGUGAUGAGUCACUUGUGUACGAUUCUUCGAUUUCAACCAAUUCCCAGAUUGGUUCCCAGUCAAUAGUUGUCGGUGUAAAUGUGCCGAAAACCCUUAAUGACGUGUCAGAGAAAUCCUUCAGGUUCAUACUUCCAGACCGCCACUGUCUGUGGGAGGUUCCCUUGUCAGGACGUGGAGAGAGAGUUAUUGUGUACUGCGGCCUCCAUGAUAAUCCAAAGAGUCCACUCAUGAAUGGGACCUUUUGCGGAAAACCCUGGAAAAAGGUUUUAGGUGAUUUAGGAAUUCGAGAUGAUGAUCUGUGGGGUGCAACAAGGGACAGCAACGACAAGUGCUUGUGGAAUGCUAAAUUAUUUCCUGUUGUCUCAUACUUCAAUAUGCUGCAAUUGGCGACGUGGCUUAUGGGGUUGAGUGACAAAGAAAACAUACAACUCCUGCAUUUAUGGAGAAGGUCAAAUAGGAUUAGUUUAGAAGAGUUGCAUAGAUCAAUUGACUUCUCAAAAAUGUGGUUAAGUUCUACCAAUCACCAAGCCGAUCUCGCAGCAGGAGUUGUUGCUGCUUGCCUUAAGUUUGGCUUGCUCGGUCGUAAUCUAUCUCAGAUGUGCCAAGAAAUACUGCAAAAAGAAGGCACUGGAGUUGAAGUAUGUAGAGAGUUUCUAUACAUGUGUCCUGACCUUCAAGCUCAAAAUUCUCAGAUUCUCCCGAGAAGUAGGGCCCACCAGGUUCACCUUGAUCUUCUACGAGCAUGCAAUGAAGAACAGAUGGCUGCCAAAAUGGAGCACAAGGUGUGGGCUGCUGUUGCUGACGAAACGGCUACAGCAGUGAGAUACGGUUUCAAAGAAAUUUUCUGUGAAUCCUCUACUUCAACCACAAGUCCAGCUAGCACAUCACAUUGUACUUUUGGCCAAUCUUCUCACCCAAGGAAAGUGAAAGUUGAGUUACCAGUUCGGGUUGACUUCGUCGGUGGAUGGAGUGACACCCCUCCAUGGAGCUUGGAACGUUCUGGCUGCGUACUAAACAUGGCAAUUAAAUUGAAAGGCUCUCUUCCUGUAGGCACAGUUAUAGAAACUAGAAAAAACACCGGGCUUUUAAUUAAGGAUGAUUCGAGAAACGAGUUAUAUGUCGACGAUAUUUCCUCUUUCACCCCUCCGUUCGACGUGGACGACCCGUUUCGGCUGGUUAAAUCUGCACUUCUUGUCACCGGCAUUGUAAAUCAUACUUUUUUUCAAUCGGCCGGCUUGAAAAUCGAGACGUGGGCCAAUGUCCCCCGUGGUAGCGGUUUGGGGACCUCGAGCAUCCUAUCGGCAGCCGUUGUGAAGGCCCUGCUUCAGAUUACCGAUGGUGAUGAUGGCAACGAGAAUGUGACGAGACUCGUGUUGGUGUUGGAGCAGGUCAUGGGCACUGGAGGCGGCUGGCAGGAUCAGGUUGGUGGCCUGUACCCAGGCAUCAAGUUCACGUCGAGCUUUCCUGGGAUUCCAUUGAGGCUUCAUGUGAAUCCCUUGCUGGCUUCAUCUCAACUGGUUGAGGAACUGCAGCAACGGCUUAUCCUAGUAUUUACCGGUCAGGUCCGACUCGCUCACCAAGUCCUACAGAAGGUGGUGACUCGUUACCUCCAGCGGGAUAACCUGCUCGUUUCCAGCAUCAGACGCCUUGUCGAGCUGGCAAAGAUUGGGAGGGAAGCUUUAAUGAACAUAGACAUUGAUGAGUUAGGGUAUGUAAUGCUGGAGGCUUGGAGGCUUCACCAGGAGCUCGAUCCCUAUUGCAGCAAUGAAUUUGUCGACAGGCUUUUUGCAUUAUCCGAUCCAUACUGCAAUGGCUACAAGCUCGUUGGUGCCGGUGGCGGAGGUUUUGCUCUCAUGCUGGCUAAAAGCGGUGAGUCUGCUGAGAAACUUAAGCAUUUGAUUACCGAAAAUGUCGAUUUUGAUGUCCAAAUCUAUGACUGGGAGAUAUAUCUAACUGAUUAG